Molecule: messenger RNA, 664 nt
Organism: Salvia splendens (bonfire salvia)
Lineage: Eukaryota; Viridiplantae; Streptophyta; Magnoliopsida; Lamiales; Lamiaceae
Product: PLAT domain-containing protein 3
Exons: 2
Coding region: 2-499 (165 amino acids)
Molecular function (GO): protein binding
Source: RefSeq, a predicted model, not a curated record
CAUGAAAAUCAAACAUCUCAUCUUCAAUCACCUUAUCCUCUACUCCCUCAUCGUCCACACAAAUGCCAAUGCUUCCGAUUGCAUUUACAACAUCUACGUGCAAACCGGAAACAUUCCGUACGCCGCUACCACUUCUAACAUAACCGUCUUCUUGAACGAUGCAACGAAGGCCGAACUCCCUGUGGUCAACCUUCGAAAUUGGGGUUUAAUGGGGUCCACGUACCACUACUUUAGGCCGGGGGAAGUCGACCUAUUCUCCAUGAAAGGCCAGUGUCUACGUGCUUCGGUAUGCGGCCUAACAAUUGUGCUAGACGGGUACGAUAGUUGGUAUUGCGAGGGUAUCGAAAUAAUUGUCGUAGGGUUUGGAAAAUCGUGCUCUCAGAAGCAUUUUGUUGUCAAGAAAUGGCUCGACGUCAACGCCGGGACGGCGGUGAUUAUUCAAGACGAGUGCGUCGUUGAUAAUGUACCAAGAAGUAUUAGUUUGAGGAAUGGAUAUUAAUUUUAUUGAUUAUUUUUUUUUUGUAAGUAUUAGUGUAAUUUAGAUAAUGUAUGAGGGCAUAGAUGUCCAGUGAAAUAAAUAACGUGGGGGGAGUUGGAAUGAGAAUUUGUAUUCUUUUGACUUUGAAAUCAAUAAUGUUGUGGAUUAAAUCCAAUUGGAUGUUAA